Macadamia integrifolia is the source of this 1880-nucleotide messenger RNA. Its product is annotated as mitotic checkpoint serine/threonine-protein kinase BUB1-like. The coding region runs from base 109 to 855 and encodes 248 amino acids. NCBI's taxonomy places the organism in Eukaryota, Viridiplantae, Streptophyta, Magnoliopsida, Proteales, Proteaceae. Gene Ontology annotation, biological process: meiotic sister chromatid cohesion, centromeric; mitotic spindle assembly checkpoint signaling. The record is from RefSeq and is a predicted model, not a curated record. Gene Ontology annotation, molecular function: protein kinase activity. The transcript is spliced from 7 exons.
CGCAUUCAAAAUCAUAUCUUCCCGCUCUUCCAUGGAGAAGAGAGAACUGUGAGAUUUGUAAAACAUUUCACGAAGGUCAAGGACUCAACUCGAGGAAGGAAGAAGUACAUGGCGGUCAUUUGCAGGGAUUCGGAAGACAAUGCCUCUGCCAACGAUCCCCUCUUGCAAUGGCUAUGGUCAAUCAAGAAGGAACUUGAGGGUUUAACCUCAAGUGUUGACUCGGUUUCUCAAUUUGAAACCCUUCUUAAGGACUGCAUACUCAAAUUCAAGGAUGAUAAUCGGUACAGGAAUGAUGUCCGAUUUCUAAAGAUAUGGUUUUUAUAUGUUGAUGCUGUUGAAGACUUUGAAAGCGUUUUCAAAAUGAUGGAGGAUAGUAGGAUUUGUCUCACCUAUUCUCUACGCUAUGAAUCUUCUGCCCUGUUUCUGGAAUCAAAGGGGAAGCUGUUGGAUGCCCUUGAAAUUUACCGAAUGGGCAUUUCUAGGAAUGCUGAACCUCUUGAGAGGCUAAAGAAAGCGGAGAAAUUAUUCAUUAGCAGAAUGUCUGCCAUAGUGGAUGCCUGUUCGCUUAAGGAGAUUGAUUGCAGGGAAUCUGUUAAUCCUGGUAAGAGUUCCAUAAAUCCAUGGUCAAUCUCCACCAUCAAAAGUCUACUGAUGAAGAUGAAGAAGCAGAUAUUGAAGUACAACGGAUACCAUUUAAGUGCUAAAAGUUAUUCGGGAAAAGUUCCAUUAUCUUCUUUGCAAAGAAAUAAGAUCAUUGAGUUAGGUAAUAUUCUUAAUGUGCUAACAAUUUCCAUUCUACUACUGGUUUAUUUUUUAUUUUUUCCAUGUCUCACCCUGUGCUUUGUUUCCAAUUAAAAAUCAGUGUUUUCCAUUCUACUACUGGUUUAUUUAUUUUUUCCCAUGUCUCAUGCUGUGCUUUGUUUCCAAUUAAAAAUCAGUGUUAAGUUUCCUCUUAAUAUACACAUUUUGACUGUGUUUGAUAAGACCAUUGAGAUAAGAAUGGGGGUAGUCCAGUUUCAACGGGCAAAACAAUCAACUGUAAUUUGGAAAAAUUGGUCAGGGGUACUUUCCUUUUUCUCCUUUUAAUUUGAGGCAAAAUUUCUUCUCCCUAUAUAUUCUUCUUCAAUAUCUUAUCAUUCUCAUUUAAGAAAACUUAAUUUAUUUUUGUUACUAUGAAUCUCUGAAGGUAAUGUAUCUUUUGUGAAUUUUCAGUUGCAAUAAAUUUAGUUAUAUGGCUUACAACUUACAAAGACUGUCUUACUAGGUUGGAGUAGGACAUCACCACUGAAGUGAGAUGUACUAAUUUAAAUUACUUAUAUUAUCCAUACUCCAAAUAUUUUAGUAGAUUAUUAUCCUUGUUGCUUUCUAUCUAGUGUUUCUCUUGCCUCAUUGCUACUUGUUAGAUUUGAUUUGCAGCUAUUACCGUUCCAGCCAUAGCUUAAUUUUGCAUUGGUCAUCUAGGUUUUAUAUUCCAUUACAACUUAACCUUUGUUGCUGUAAUCUCUUCCAACUUGAAAGUGAUUGAGUGAUUAAUCCUUUCUUAAGGAGCUGGACAUAUGGGAUAUAAACAUCAUACUUUCCUGAAGUUUGGUUUUCUUUGUUUAUUAUACCAUACCGAAAGGCACUUUUGUUUAUUACACCAUACAGUUGCCUCAAUGGGAGUGAAACUCUCUCUCCCUCCCUUCCUCAAAAAUGCUUUUCAUUUCCCUCGGAAUAAAUACUUCGCAAAAUUCGUUCAAGUCCAUAGAGGGUUGCAAAAAACUAUUGAAUCAUGGAAACAUUUUCUAUCAAACAAAAAAUAGACAAAUAAUGUAAACAUUGAGGGUGAAUUUGUUUUAGCUUAUUUUUGGGAUAUGGGGAGGCUCUUUUGAAGAAAAAAA